This is a messenger RNA of Emiliania huxleyi CCMP1516, 1872 nucleotides long. RefSeq lists its product as hypothetical. Lineage: Eukaryota; Haptophyta; Isochrysidales; Noelaerhabdaceae. Gene Ontology annotation, molecular function: microtubule plus-end binding; microtubule plus end polymerase activity. Gene Ontology annotation, biological process: centrosome duplication; mitotic spindle organization; establishment or maintenance of microtubule cytoskeleton polarity. Bases 1 to 1872 code for a protein of 623 amino acids. The transcript has 8 exons. The record is from RefSeq and is a predicted model, not a curated record. Gene Ontology annotation, cellular component: centrosome; kinetochore; spindle pole.
AUGGCUACUUCGGACUCGGCAGCAGCGCUGGCGGACAGAGCGCUGGCGGACCUCUGUGAGGAGGAGCAACCGCCAGCGCCCGCCGACGACCAAUCUGGCAAGCCGCUAGGCGACCGCCUAGUGGCGACGGCGCCCGCGGUCCGCAAGGCCGCGUACCUGGAGCUGGCGGCGAUUCUCGGCGGGGAGAGCGGGCCGCCGGACGCGGAGGCGGCGGCGGAGCACGCCGACCACAUCCCGCGCCUGCUGGCGGACAGGGCGCCGAUCUGCCACGAGGGGGCGCUCGAUGCGACGAUCGCAUGGCUCGAGUAUGUCUCGCCCGAGGCGGUGGUAGGGGUGGCGGGCGCGGUGGCCAAGGCGCUGAUGGAGAAGCACGCGCCGGGCAAGUACCAGCCCAAGGCAAUCGCCGCCCUCCUCUCCCUCCUCCGGCGCGGAGGCGCGGAGCCAGUGCAGUCGGCGCUCGAGGCGGGCGUCAGGAGCAAGGCGCCAAAGACGUGUGCGGCGGCGCUCAAGGCGUCGGCGGAGGCGCUGCUAGAGUGCGGCGCGGCCGCCUUCGACGCCGGCCCGGUGGUCAAGCAGCUGCCAACGCUGCUGCAGCACCGCGACAAGAGUGUGCGUGACGCGGCGGCGGCGCUAGUCGGCGCGGUAAGGCACUGGCUCGGCGACGGCGCGCUACCACCUUUCGUUCCCCUUGCCGUCGCCCUUGCGCGCAUCUUCAGCCAGCUCAAGGGCGUGCCCGAGGAUCGACUCACCGCGUUGCGCGAGGCGCCGCUCCCGCCUACCAAGAAGCACCUCCUCCAGCGCCAGGGGUCGUCCGCUGCGGUGGUUGCUCCGCCGCCCAUGGCGAUGCCCCCCCUCGACCUGCUGGCCAAGCUGCCGAGGUCGAAGGGGAGCAAGGAGCCUGCCGACGCGUGGGAGACGCAGACCCUCUCCGACAAGUGGUCCGAGCGCAAGGCGCCGCGGCCAAACUCGCAACCUCUGACCACGCCCUCUGACCACACGCCCUCUGAAGCUCGCACCCGCUCCGCCCUACCGGGGCAGAGCUCGCUCAAGCCGGCCGGCCACGCCGACCACGCGCUGGUGCUGCGGCCGCUCAAGCGGCUCUACCAGGACGCCAACGUCAACGCCGCCCCGGCGCUCCUCAAGAGGGGCGCCGACAAGAAGGCGGUCGUGGCCGAGGCGGUGCGGGGCUGCCUCGCCGCACUCUCGACCGCCUCGUGCCUCACGCUGGCCGAGGCGGCCGAGCUCGCCCUCGCCGCCAUGAGCAGGAGCACAAACACGCAGCUCCGCUCGACCGCCGCGCGGUGGCUCGCGGCCGCCGUCUCCGCCGCCGAUGCCGAGGGCGUGGGGCGCGCCCUCGACGCCUUCGACGCGCCGCUGCAGCUGCUGGAAGAGGACGCGACGGCCGAGGUACGCGCCCUCGGGCUCGAGGCUGCGGCGGCCGUCGGCCGCAAGCUGCCCUCGGAGGCGGCAGUCGCGUGGGCCAGCAGCAAUCGGAAGGACGCGCCGCUAGCUUCGCCUCCGCCGGUCGUCGCUCCAGCCGCCGAGGUGGAGCUGAUGCAUGCCCUCGGCGUGCUCUCCGAUGGGGUAGCCUCCUCCCCCGAUGCCAUCGCCGACGUGCUGCCACCUCUCUGUGCGGCACUCUGCGUACGGCUGCGCUCCCUGCUCCGGUUCCAGUCGCAGGACGAGCCGAUGGAUGCGGCGUGCAAGCGCUCCGUCCAGCUGCUGGUCGACAUCGUCGGCAGCGAGCAGCUCGCCGGCGCGCUCGAGGCGCCCCUGAUCCGCCUCCUCGUGCUCGAGCUUACCGCACUCGACACCUUUUACGAGGCCCACCUCGCUACGGCGCUCGUGAACGUGACCGUGGCCCGCGUUUGA